GGAGUGUGAGGUGGAGCCAUGUAGGUUGGGACACUGAGCCUGGAUCUGCACGGCCUUGGGAGUGGGCCUUAUUGCAGAAGAGCCAAGAACCGCUGGACCACCAGAGCCCAGUAUGAUGGAAUAUGCAGUGGAGAUUAUCAUGCCGUGGAGAUACCCCUGUCCAAACUAAGGGGGCGAAGGGCUUGCAAACUAGAAAAUGCUAGAUCUGAGCAAAGCGAGAGGAGAGAACAAGGCCGGCAACACACAGAGCUCUGUGUAUUCAGAGGGAAGUUGGCAGGGUUGUGCCCGGGCAGAGAAACUCCGAGUGGUACAAAGGGACGUGCCCGGAGUGGAGAAAUCAUGCUAAUUGUCUGCACCAGAGCUGGAGAACGCCACCCAAAAUGAAGAGAGAAAGAGGAGCCUUGUCCAGAGCCUCCAGGGCCCUGCGCCUCGCUCCUUUUGUCUACCUGCUUCUCAUCCAUCCAGUCCCCCUGGAGGGGGUGAACAUCACCAGCCCAGUACGUCUGAUCCACGGCACGGUGGGGAAGUCCGCCCUGCUCUCUGUGCAGUACAGUAGCACCAGCAGCGACAAGCCUGUGGUGAAGUGGCAGCUGAAACGUGACAAGCCAGUGACUGUGGUGCAGUCUAUAGGCACAGAGGUCAUCGGCACUCUGCGGCCGGACUACCGAGACCGUAUCCGGCUCUUUGAAAAUGGCUCCUUGCUUCUCAGCGAUCUGCAGCUGGCGGAUGAGGGAACCUAUGAAGUGGAGAUCUCCAUCACUGACGAUACCUUCACAGGGGAGAAGACCAUCAAUCUCACCGUAGAUGUGCCCAUUUCAAAGCCACAUGUGUUAGUGGCUUCAACCACUGUGCUGGAGCUCAGUGAGGCCUUCACCCUCAACUGCUCCCACGAGAAUGGCACCAAGCCCAGCUACACCUGGCUGAAGGACGGCAAACCCCUCCUCAACGACUCCCGAAUGCUCCUGUCCCCUGACCAAAAGGUGCUCACCAUCACCCGAGUGCUCAUGGAGGAUGACGACCUGUACAGCUGUGUGGUGGAGAACCCUAUCAGCCAGGUCCGAAGCUUGCCUGUCAAGAUCACCGUGUAUAGAAGAAGCUCCCUCUAUAUCAUCUUGUCUACAGGAGGCAUCUUCCUCCUUGUGACCUUGGUGACAGUCUGUGCCUGCUGGAAACCCUCUAAAAAGUCUAGGAAGAAGAGGAAGUUGGAGAAGCAAAACUCCUUGGAAUACAUGGAUCAGAACGAUGACCGCCUAAAGUCAGAAGCAGACACCCUACCCCGAAGUGGAGAACAGGAGCGGAAGAACCCAAUGGCACUCUAUAUCCUGAAGGACAAAGACUCCCCGGAGCCGGAUGAGAACCCUGCAACAGAGCCUCGGAGCACGACAGAGCCUGGACCACCUGGCUACUCCGUGUCACCGCCCGUGCCGGGCCGCUCUCCGGGGCUGCCCAUCCGCUCAGCCCGCCGCUACCCACGCUCCCCAGCGCGCUCCCCCGCCACCGGCCGGACGCACACGUCACCGCCACGGGCCCCGAGCUCUCCCGGCCGCUCGCGCAGCGCCUCGCACACACUGCGGACUGCGGGCGUGCACAGAAUCCGCGAGCAGGACGAGACUGGGCAGGUGGAGAUCAGUGCCUGAGCUGCCUUGGGAGCCUGCUCCGGUUGCCCACGGUCUGCUGUCCGCAGCACGGGGGAGGUUGAGAAGUCCGGAUGCCGCUGGCCUAGGGCAAGGGCAGAUCGUGGUCUGAUCCCCGUUUAGGGUGCACACGUGUGUGAACUUGCACAAAUGGGUGAAACGCUGAUCUCGGUGUUAAACCCCGUUGCAUGUGUGCUGGGUUUACUGACUGUGUUCUCUGGCUGUGUUCUCAGUGGGUUUGAGCUGUGCCCUCUUAGGACUACAUAGAUUAUUAAAAGUCCAGGCCAAUCCCCUAAAGGGUUUUCUGGAAACUAACAUCUGUAAUUUUACCCAGUGAGACCAUCCUAUGAGCCCCCGGGGGAGAAUUUAUGCUUCCCAUGCACCUCCCAGCUCCCCAUGCCUCCAUCCCUAAUGUCUGAGGUACCUGCCACCCCGCCCCAGCCCAAAUUAGAGGCCAUUUACCCACAAACACAAGCUGUCCUUAACUAAAGACAAGUCUGAUGCUGGUUCCUGGGUGUAACAGAGGCCAUUCUGAGCACAAAGGAGUCAUUGUCUUAGAGUACCUUUUCUGGACACCCGGUUUCCCAUCCCUCCAAAUGGUGAGGGUGAAUCCCAUGUGCAUUCUUCCUAGAACC
Messenger RNA from Peromyscus eremicus (cactus mouse), 2269 nucleotides. RefSeq names its product hepatic and glial cell adhesion molecule (gene Hepacam). NCBI's taxonomy places the organism in Eukaryota, Metazoa, Chordata, Mammalia, Rodentia, Cricetidae. The coding region runs from base 381 to 1637 and encodes 418 amino acids. The record is from RefSeq and is a predicted model, not a curated record. The transcript is spliced from 7 exons.